Trichoplax adhaerens is the source of this 1038-nucleotide messenger RNA. RefSeq lists its product as uncharacterized. Gene Ontology annotation, biological process: germ cell development. Bases 1 to 1038 code for a protein of 345 amino acids. Lineage: Eukaryota; Metazoa; Placozoa; Uniplacotomia; Trichoplacea; Trichoplacidae. Gene Ontology annotation, molecular function: protein binding. The record is from RefSeq and is a predicted model, not a curated record. The transcript has 12 exons.
AUGGGCAACUACUUCUUCAGAAAAGAGCUCACUGAAGAUUCCAAUUAUGAUCACAGUGUGCAGUUUAAGCGCCCCCAAAACAAACGAAAACGCACGAUAAACCAAAAUGAAGAUACUGAAGACGCUACAGAUAGUUUGCAAGCCUGUACUAAAAGGCAAAGAAACGAUGAAGCAAUAUAUCAUCAGUAUACUCUUAGUAAAUUAUUUUUCAAUGAUGAAAAUGGCGAUACUACCAUUGAAGCACUAGGUUACAAGUGGAAGAUGCAUAAAAUCUGCUUAAUACGAGCUGGCUAUUUUAAGUCUAUGUUCAGCGGAUUUUGGCAGGAGUCAAAGGCUACGUACGUAAAGAUUGAAAUGAUCGAUAAGAACAUUACUGUCAAUGCUAUUAAUACGGCUUUUGCUAGUCUGUAUGAUGACGACACCGAAAUUAAAUCUUCGGAAGCUAUUUCCAUUGUAGCUGUAGCAACAAUGCUUCAGAUAGAUAAUUUAAUUAAACGUUGCACCGACGUGAUGAUCGCUACUAUAAGCGAAGAAAAUGAACGCACUUUCAGAGAAGCUGCUUCUGCAUAUGGUUUACUAGAAGUGCAUGGACUGGCUUGCACUGCGACUGCUGACUAUCAAACGAUACGACUUGAUGCUGCUGCAGUCUAUAGAUGUAAAUCUAAUGGAAAAAAUUGUAAGCUCUCCAUCUUUGCUUGUGCUGCAGGUGGAAAUGGAUGUAUAUGCGAUGUUAAAGAGGGUUCCACAAAUUUCUUAGUAACAGAGGAAGGAAAAGUAUUUUCGUUAGCUUUUCGCCAAUUAAAGUUUAACCAUAUUAUAACCGAUACUAAGAUUGCUAGACAAAUCGAGAAAGAUCGUAUUAUUUCUCAAGAUUGGCUAUUACCUAUUUAUCGUCAGGAAUGGAGAACCCUGCUAGCUGUUGAGGAAGGUGAUGAUUUCGGAUCGCCGAAGAGAAUAUCUUUGAAGAGAAACAUAUCAGAACAUGAUGUUGCUAUGUCAUUAAGUCUCGAAAACUCUCGAUGUAUAAUGACAAAGUAA